Molecule: messenger RNA, 1495 nt
Organism: Gasterosteus aculeatus aculeatus (three-spined stickleback)
Lineage: Eukaryota; Metazoa; Chordata; Actinopteri; Perciformes; Gasterosteidae
Gene: tnfa
Product: tumor necrosis factor a (TNF superfamily, member 2)
Biological process (GO): immune response
Cellular component (GO): membrane
Molecular function (GO): tumor necrosis factor receptor binding
Source: RefSeq, a predicted model, not a curated record
UGUAAGAUCCUCCUUGUGUGUGGGUCUCUCCUCCUCAUCAAAUCUCCAUUCACUCACACUGAGUGACAUCACUGGAGUUUCCCAUUAGAUAACUAGUUUAAAAAGAGCCACUCGCUGAGCAACAGCAGAAUGAAAAAGACAGUUCUCUAUAUUGCUUCGAAGAGCUCAACUUUACUUGAAGUGAUAAAAGCAAGUCAUUUAAAACAAUGGAAAGUGAAUGCAAGGUUUUACUGGACGCAACUGUCCACUCUGUCAGGAGGGAAACCAUCCGAGUGAACCCAAGCUCCAAGCAAACCACUAGCCUGCUGGUGUUCAUACUCUGCCUCGCGGCUGCUGCUUCUGUUGUCCUUGUUUUCCACAGACAUGCCAAGGGCCAUGGACAAGAUGAAGACAGUUUUGGUCUUCGCCACACAUUAAGGCAGAUUGCAAAUGUGAGAGCAGCCAUUCAUUUAGUUGGACACUACAACUCUGCUGUGAAUUCCUCAGCGGAAUGGAAGGAUAAGGUGGACCAAUCCCAUUAUCAAGGAGGGCUAGAACUCAAGAACAACCAAAUUGUGAUUCCUCAAAAUGGCCUCUACUUUGUUUACAGUCAAGCGUCCUUCCGGGUCAAUUGCAGCAGCAGUGAUGCUGAUGACGCCAGCUUGCAGCCAAUUGUCCACGUGAGUCACACUGUGAAGCGCAGGUCCAAGUCGUUAGGGAAUAAGGACUUGACCAUCCUGCACUCCAUCCGCAGUGUAUGCCAAAUGAAAGCCAGCAGUAAUCCAGAUGAAGAGGGGAACUGGUUCUCCUCUGUUUACAUGGGAGCUGUGUUCAACCUGAUGAAAGGGGACAGACUAAGGACCGUGAUGGGGGAGAAGAUGCUGCAGGGCCUGGAGGACGAAACAGGGAAGACAUUCUUUGGUGUGUUUGCUUUGUGAGGAUAGCUUAUUGAAAUGUAGAAGGCUCUACUGUGAAGCGAUACUGACUGCACAGACCAGCCAGUGCAACCUACAGACAAAAUGUUCAGCCAUUUAUCAAAUCAGCCAAUUAUUAAAUCAGUUUGAAAGUAAACUGAGCUCAGUUACCUGUUUUAAUGAACAACGGGCUAACUGUAAUGUAUUACCACACAUUAUAUAUAUAUAUUUAUGAGGUCUAUUUCAUAUACUACGUACUCACCCUAGUAUUGAUACCUUUUGACAGGGCUGCAAUACUCAAACUGCUUCGUAUAUAUUGUUUCACUACAGGCUGACAGAAGUGGAUUUUUAAAGUAUGUGUAUAUAACUUUUGAUAACAUUUCGAUAUUUUUAUUUAUGUUUGUUAUUUAUGUUAUUAUUUGUAUUGGAAUAUAAAAUGUUAUCCAAGUUAUUAUUUAUUAAACAUAAUCAGUUUCCUAUUCGGUGGGGUGGCACGGGGGUGUGGUGGUUAGCACUGUUGCCUCACAGCAAGAAGGUCCUGGGUUCGAUUCCGCCCAGUGGCCUUUCUGUGUGGAGUCUGCAUGUUCUCCCCGUGUCUGCGU